Daucus carota subsp. sativus is the source of this 1044-nucleotide messenger RNA. RefSeq names its product protein FAR1-RELATED SEQUENCE 1-like. The coding region runs from base 7 to 924 and encodes 305 amino acids. Lineage: Eukaryota; Viridiplantae; Streptophyta; Magnoliopsida; Apiales; Apiaceae. The record is from RefSeq and is a predicted model, not a curated record. Gene Ontology annotation, molecular function: zinc ion binding. The transcript is spliced from 2 exons. Gene Ontology annotation, biological process: regulation of DNA-templated transcription.
ACUGCAAUGGAUAAGCAACGUAAUAUCAAUUCAGACUUGAAUCAUAAGUCUAAUGUUGCGUUCCCAAGUACUGAUACAGAACUAUUUUUGGAGAAGGAUGCUGCAGAGUUAUACACACGUGAAAUAUUUUAUAAAUUCCAGAAACAAGUACGAGAUGCUUGUUUCCAUUUGGUAAUAAAGGAUAUGAGUGGUGUUGAAGUAAAGAAGUUUGUUUUACAUGAUCUUAAAGCUGCUAAAGAAUUUCAGGUUUUGCACAUUUUGGAAAAUCAUAAACUUGAGUGUUCUUGUAGGAUGUUUGAAAGAAUUGGUUUGCCAUGCAGUCAUUUGAUUCUUGCAUUAAAACAAGUUCCUGUGCACAAGCUGCCAAGGCAUCUUGUUCUGAAUAGAUGGAUGAAAAAUGCUGAGAAAAAUGCAACAAGAUUUGUUUCAAGCACAUCAAGUGAUGAUAAAGAGAAAUUUAGUGUUAUUGUGAAUGAUAUUUGGUUUGAUUUCAAUUCGUGUAUGGGGUUGGCUGGUGACAAUAAAGAAGCACUUGAUUUGAUUCAAAGUUGUCUAAAAGAUGUAAAACAGAAGUUACGUGGUUGGAAAUUUGAAGGGAAGCUAGUUGUGGGAAACAAGAAAGAUGUUGUUGAAAAGUUUAUUGGAUCAGAGAUUCCAGUUAACAUUGAAGUCAAGCCUCCAAAUCAAUGUCGGAACAAAGGGUGUGGAACAAAGAGAAUUAAGAGUGCUGCUGAAAAAUCAACUAUACUUUCUGGUAAACUAAAGAGGAUUUGCAGGUAUUGCAAGACAGAAGUUUAUCAUGACUUUAGGAAUUGUCCUGUAAGAAAAAUGCAAAAUUUGGAUGAGAAUUCUGCUGGGAAGAAGAAACAAAAACAAAGUACAGACAACAGUGAAAGUGGCAUGGGUGACAAUUUUGAACUCUAGUUUUUGUAUAGUUGAAUAUUUGUUAUUUUGAAGUUUUGUUUUGUUGAAUUCUUAUAUAAAUAAUGUUGAACACAUAUACUUUCAUUCUUGAAUUUCUAUAUAAAUAAUGUUGAACACAUA